Australozyma saopauloensis is the source of this 804-nucleotide messenger RNA. RefSeq names its product U2-type spliceosomal complex subunit. Bases 1 to 804 code for a protein of 267 amino acids. The record is from RefSeq and is a predicted model, not a curated record. Gene Ontology annotation, biological process: spliceosomal complex disassembly. Gene Ontology annotation, cellular component: spliceosomal complex. Lineage: Eukaryota; Fungi; Ascomycota; Pichiomycetes; Serinales; Metschnikowiaceae. Gene Ontology annotation, molecular function: RNA binding. The transcript has a single exon.
AUGGACCGGAUUUUGGACGGAGAUAUCGACAUCUACCAUGAAUUGGGGGUCGAGCCAGACGCCUCCACCGAAGACAUCACUAAAAAGUAUCGGCGCAUGGCCUUGAAGUACCAUCCAGAUAAGAACAGUUCACCCGAAGCGCCAGAUAAGUUCCACUUUUUCAGUCUUGUGCAUUCUGUUCUCAGCAGCCCUUCCUUGAGGAAACAAUACGACGAUUUGAGAGCUUCUCGAAACAAAAAGAGCGCCGAUGUUCGAGACGAUCUACUUGCGUUUCGCCAAAAGCUACAACAACAGGAAGUAGAGGUGCAGCAGCGGAAACGGCGCCAAUAUGAUGGAGCACCGCCUCUGAAUCUUGCCCAGCUUCAAACAGCAGGUCUCAAAAUUCGUCGACAGUACCAGCAAAAAUUGCAGAAACGGCUGCAAUACUCUACGAUCCUAGAUCUUCCUCCACCCAAAUACACAGAUGGGCUUCUACGGCCGCGGGUUGUGCGUGUGAGGUGGAAGUUCCGCGCAGAAAAGGAAGCGGCGAUUGACGAAAAGCGGAUUUGUAGUUUGAUGUCCCAAUUCGGGCCCGUUUCCUCGUCCAAGCUCUGUAGUAGUGACGACAGCUACGUUGUGGCUACUGUCACCUUUGAGACCCCAGAGGCUGCGAGAGCAGCAGCGCAGCAUAACUACAAGAAGAGCGCCAAGCUAUGGGAUGGAACGCCCGACAGAAAAGUGGCCAGUCUUCUACGCGGUGCUGAGCUCUGGGGCUUUUCAGAGCACUCGCAAUUGGAACAAGUCCUCGCGAAGAGAUAUGGCUAG